Drosophila grimshawi is the source of this 4254-nucleotide messenger RNA. It is a transcript of the gene boi, whose product is annotated as interference hedgehog. The transcript is spliced from 9 exons. Lineage: Eukaryota; Metazoa; Arthropoda; Insecta; Diptera; Drosophilidae. Gene Ontology annotation, molecular function: protein binding. The record is from RefSeq and is a predicted model, not a curated record. Bases 417 to 4151 code for a protein of 1244 amino acids. Gene Ontology annotation, cellular component: axon; plasma membrane. Gene Ontology annotation, biological process: axon guidance; cell-cell adhesion.
UGCGCCUCAAUUCGGUUUUCCCAACGCGUCUUUUUGGCGUCUUUCUCGUCAGUGUUUUUUUAAUGUUUUUUUUUUUUGUUGUAUUAAGUUUUGUUAUUGUGCGAAUAGCUAUUAAUGAUAUAAAUGGUUCUCAUGUUUUAUCGCUGUUAACUAGUGAAUGAACCAAGUGGUUAAAAAAAGAAAAAAAUAAAACAAUAACAACAACAGCAAUUGUGCAGAGCAGGAACGCUCUCCUCCUCUCACUCGCGCUCGCUCUCUCUCUCUCUCUCUCGCACUCUCACUCUACUCAAAUAUGUCAAUGGAGUGCGAGAAGUGAAGGCAACCAACGGCAAUCAACGAUUUGAAAUCCUGGAAUCCUGGAACCCUAGCACACAGGUGUCUGUUGCCACAUCAUUGAACUGCAGCCAGGCGUAGACAUGGGUCAACUGUUGCUGCCACUGGUUGUGGCCAUAGUCAGUGUAUGCCUGAUGAUAUGCACUUGCAACAGCAGCAGUAGCAGCAGCAGCAGUAAUAACUCCGGCAGCAAUAUGCUGGGCGUGUACAUUGAACGUGCCCCGGAAUCGGCUGUGGCGCCCAAGGGUGACGAGGUCGUUUUCGAGUGUGAGCUAAAUUUGAAACCGGAUCGAUUGGAGUGGCGAUUUCGGGUGAGUGGCAGCGAUCCAUAUCGCUAUCUGUAUCCGGCAGCCGGUUACAAUGUGACCAGCAGCAACGAGGGUCGCACCUGGAAGCUGCGCAUCUAUGUGAAUGCCCAGACACUGGGUGACUAUCAGUGUGUGGCAUGGUACGGGCCCGGUGCCAUUGCCUCGACACCGGGACGAUUAACGCUCGUCUCCAUAUCGCUGGAUGGUGCCAACAAUGGAUAUGGCCGGCAUGCUGUCCGCUGGAGCGUUGCGCCCAAUAAUUGUGUGCUAUUGCGUUGCGGCUCGGUUGUCUCCAAUCCGCCGGCCAUUUGGAGUUUCUAUCGCAACGGCGAGAAAUUGCCGCAAACGGAGCUGCUGCUGUCCGGCGCCGCCGGCGCCCUCGUUCUCAGCUCCGUGACCGCCAAGGAUGCGGGCAACUAUUCGUGUGCCGCAACGAAUGCGAUAACGGGCGUCGAGUUGCGUCUGCCGCAAGUGAUUGACUUGCGUGUGGAUUAUACGGAACGCACGCCGCCAUAUUUUCUGCUACAGCAGCCGGCGACUCAGGUGGCCGCACGUCCCGGCGACAGUGUUGUACUUGAGUGUCCGGGCGUCGGUUCGCCGCGACCGAGUGCCGUUUGGAGCAGCCCCGAUGUGCGCAACAUCUAUCACAAUCGGAGCCGUGUGCUCGCCUACGGACUGCAGAUCAAUGAUGUGCGGCCCGAGGAUCAGGGCUCGUAUGUGUGUCGUCUGGACAACGGCAUUGCCCCCGUUCUCGUGCACAUGAUCAAGCUAAGCGUGCUUCAGCGUCCACGCAUCGUACGCGGCCCAGAGAUGACCCUAACCAAUGAAGGCGAUGCCCUCACGCUGGAGUGCAUUGCCACCGGACAUCCGCAGCCGGAGAUCUAUUGGCUGUUCAACGGCGAGGAUGCCAGCGCCGACAAUGAAACGCUCAUCGAGCCCAAUCGCCUCCUCAUCCAUCAUGUCCAGAAGCGUCACGCGGGCGUCGUUCAAUGCUUUGCCCGCAAUCAACUGGGCGAGACGAGCGAGGGCAACAUGUUGCGUGUGAAUCCCUUACAGAUCAGUGGCGAGGAUUAUCCGCCACUGGGCGAUGUGCCUAUGCGAUCGCCGCACGAUCCAAUCUAUGACAAUGGGGGCAAUGGUGGCUCAUCAUUCGGCACAUCCUCCUCAUCCGGUUCAUAUGGUGGCGGUUCCCGUAACAAGAAGCGCAAAUACAUGAGAGUUGCUAAUAUGGUGCCGCCAUCGCGGCCCAAUGUCACCCGCCUAUCGGACGACGCCGUCAUGCUGCGAUGGAAUGUGCCCAAAAACGAUGGCCUCCCCAUACAGUUCUUCAAGGUGCAAUAUCGCAUGCUCGGCGACAGUUCGCGCAAAAUUCCGCGCGAAAGCUGGCAGACGACCAACGAGAAUAUACCCUAUGGCAAGCAGCGAGAGCGGGAGAGGGAGAGGGAUCGGGAGCGAGAGCGUGAUCGUGACCAUCACCAUGAGCAUCUCGUGAACUCGGCGCUGAGUGGCGUCAAGAAUUUCACAUCGUCCGUUUCGGGACUGCGUCCGGAUCGCAAUUAUCGCUUCCGCAUCAUUGCCGUCUAUUCGAACAAUGACAACAAGGAAGGCAACACCUCCAUCAAGUUCUUCCUGCAGCGUGGCGCCGCCAAAUCGAAUCUGCCCGUGCCCGAGCUGCGUCAAAUCGAGCCCAACUCGGAGUCGGCCGUCGUCCUCCACUGGACACUCACGGCCGUCCAGCAGCAGCAACAGCAGCACACCAUUGAUGGCUAUUAUGCCUACUAUAGGCCGGCAGCCUCUGCCGCCGAAUACCUGAAGGCCACCGUCGAUGGCGGCCAUGCCCGUCACUUUAAAAUUGAUCUGCUCGAUCCGGGCACCGCCUACGAGUUCAAGCUGCAAUCGUUCAAUGCUCACGCUGCCUCCGAGUUCAGUGAGAUCAAACAGGGACGCACUCUGAAAACUUCCGGUCACUCGAGCAGCGCCUCCACACCGGCAGUUGUGGCCGUGCCGAAUGGUGCCAAUGGCAACGCCGGCGAGCAGGAGAACUCCAUUUAUCCGGUCAUCGCAGGCGCCGCCGGUGGCGGCCUACUUCUUCUCAUUGCCAUUGUGGUUGCCUGUCUGUGCCUGCGACGUCGCAACAAUGCUCAGCCCGAGGAUGAGAACAAGCCGCAAUUGGACCACAUCCAAGCGGAUUUUGUUACAUCCUCUGUGUUGGGCGUGGCGCCACAUCACAAUCACAAUCAUAACCACAGCCUCGGCCACAACCACAAUCAUAAUCACAAUCAAAAGUCGGGCGAUGUGCGUCGAUUGAAUGGGGUUAUUCCACGCAUGAAUAUCACGCCCAAUCCUCUCGCUCAGGAUCCUGCAGCUGAUAAGAAUCGCAAUGUAAUGGAGCUACGCUUCCUGCCACCCAACGGCAUCACCAGCACCACCAACACCACCACCAGCAGUAGCAGCAGCACCACCACCACCACCACCACACCCAACCACAACCACACGAACAGCAGCACAGUCGAGCCAAUUAAUGCCAAUCCAGACGGGAUUGCAGAUGUCGAAAUGGAUGUGGAUGUUGAUGUUGAUGUGGAUGCUGCUGCCACUGAUAAUGCGCAGACGGGCGGCGCCUCCUCCUCAUGCGAGACCUUGGAGGCCUGUGACGGUCUCACACAACAAAAACAACAACAACAGCAGCAGCAGAAGUUGCCCGCAACGGAGGCGCCCAGCAAACCGCUGCCGCCGCUGCCUUUGCCCAAGAAAACUGCAGCUGCCAAAGCGCAACAACAACAGCAGCAGCAGCAGCAACAGCAAGAAACAAAUGCAUUGGCAAUUGCGGCAGCUGCUGCACUGCAUCAGCCGGGACUGCAUCAUGCGCAGCCGUAUCAUGCGCCCGGCACGCCUACAUUUCCCCUCAAGCGACACGAUUUUCAGCAGCAGCUGCAGGCACCGCCCGUGCCACCUCAUGCUGCCUACUACCAGCAACAGCAGGCGGCAUCUGGUGGCGCUUCGCCCAUGCUGGAUCAGCAGCGACGCACGCUGGAGCGCAGCGUGCGCAGCCUGCAACAACAACAACAGCAGCAGCAGCAGCAGCAACAACAACAUUUUGGAAUGGACGAUGGCAUGGCCACGCCCACUCGUAUGCCCUCGCUGCACCGACAGCGACGCGCCUCUGGCAGCCAGCACAAUAGCCACACUAAUCUCAACAACAACAAUAACAAUAACAACAACAGCAGCAGCAACAACAAUAACAACAAUAAUAGCAACAACAACAAUAACAAUAACAAUGUGCCGCAUCAUAUGCUGCAUCAUCACAAUCAUGUGCACCACCCGCAUCCACACCCACAUCCGCAUCCACAUUCGCAUCCGCACCACAGCCAUGUGGUGGGCAUACCCCAUGUGCCCGGCAGCCCGCGCGUCCAGCGUUCCCCGAUGCCCGGUCGCGCCCUCAUCAAGCGGACACGUCUCGGCAGCCACACGGACAACAUAUCCUCGGGCAGUCUCAACAGUAUUGAGGUCUAGACCUAAUCCUAAUCCCCCCACAAUGUACAGUAGUCGCUGGCAGUAAAUGUCAAUUGAAUAAAUGAAUGAUUCGAAUUGAUUCGAGUCACUUCUGUGUCGAAUA